Molecule: messenger RNA, 1461 nt
Organism: Brassica rapa (field mustard)
Lineage: Eukaryota; Viridiplantae; Streptophyta; Magnoliopsida; Brassicales; Brassicaceae
Product: jacalin-related lectin 36
Molecular function (GO): carbohydrate binding
Source: RefSeq, a predicted model, not a curated record
GAGCUCUCUUAUCUCUUUCUGUUAUCUAUAAAAAUAAAAUAAAAAAACAGAGGUAUUUCUCUCUCUCUCUCCAAAUGCUUGUAAAUGUCCAUGUUUUUGGUUAAUUCUAACUAUUAUGAAAACUAUAUAUAAGUUCCAACUGAUAUGUAAAAAAAAAAAGUGAGCGGGCCUUGUGGUCCAGUGGUAGUGGAUGGAAUUUGGAUGUAAACACAUUCCGGGUUCGAUUCUCCUGCUGUAGAAACUAAGUCACAUUGUGCUGCUCACUACGGCUGCGGAUAUGUCCGUAUGAAAACCCGGGAGAGGGCCUGUUGUGGAUUGCACCUCCCACUCGGAGGUUAGAUACAACAAUGGCAGCCGCAACAAUGUCUUGGGACGACGGGAAGCACAUGAGGGUGAAGAGAGUUCAGCUUACAUAUGAAGAUGUUAUCAAGUCCAUUGAGGCCGUGUAUGACGAUGACCAAAAUCCUAAGCGUCAUGGCACUCCUGGCAAAAAAUCUGACGGCGUGAGCCUGAGUCCUGACGAGUACAUAACAGAUGUUACUGGCUACUACAAAACUACGGGGAACGAAGAUGCUAUAGCAGCGUUGGCUUUUAGGACCAACAAAACCGAAUAUGGUCCUUUCGGAAACAAGACCGGGAACCAGUUCUCCAUCCAGGCACCCAAAGAUAACCAGGUCGCUGGUUUUCAAGGCACUAGCAGCAAUGUUCUCAACUCCAUUGACGUCCACUUUGCUCCCAUACCGUCGGCUUCUGCUGGUGGCCAACCAGCUGGAUCAGCUUCCAGUGCCAAAAAACUAGAGGCAAAAGGUGGUAACGCGGGAAACCCAUGGGACGAUGGUGCUCAUGAUGGUGUUAAGAAAGUGUACGUUGGUCAAGGCGAAUCUGGUGUAACGUACGUCAAGUUUGUCUACGAGAAGGACUCUAAGGAGGUCCCUGGAAAUGAUCAUGGAAAAAAGACACUACUCGCACCUGAAGAGUUCGUGCUUGAUCCAAACGAAUACAUCACUGCGGUGGAGAUUAACUACGACAACAUAUUUGGAACUGAAUCCGAGAUCAUAACGAUGCUUAAGUUCAUGACAAACAAGCGAACCUCUCCACCUUUUGGACUUGAAGGUGCUAAAAGUGUCCUACUUAAAGAAGACGGUCACAAGGUCGUUGGUUUCCAUGGCAAAGCAGGUGCUGACAUACUUCACCAAGUUGGAGUCCAUGUCAAGCCUAUCUCCAAGUGAGUUGAUAAUGUCUUCUACUACGUCCCAGUGUAACAAAGAUAGUCAUAUGUCAAUAAAGAAGGCUCUACUUUAGAAAUUGUCAUUGUACGUGUAAACGGUAAGCGAAAGGAUUGAAUAAGGUAUUUCCACGUACUGUGUGCUUGUGUGUCAGUGUCUCCUUGUGUUGUAGUGGAGUUUGUAACACUCUUUGUAAGAUGUAUAAAAUCUUGGCUACGUUGUAAUGUGCUUACGA